AUGGCAUAUGCGGACUCACCAGAAAAUGCGAUUGCUGUUAUCAAGCAGCGGACGGCACUGAUGAACCGGUGUCUUUCUCAACACAAACUAAUGGAAUCACUGCAGCACACUUCCAUAAUGCUGACAGAAUUGAGAAAUCCAAACUUAUCACCGAAGAAGUACUACGAAGUAUACGUUAUUAUUUUCGACUCAUUGACCAAUCUCUCCACAUAUCUAAUAGAGAACCAUCCUCAAAACCACCAUUUAGCCGAUCUUUAUGAACUGGUCCAAUACACCGGCAACGUGGUGCCCCGACUUUAUUUGAUGAUCACGGUGGGGACAAGCUAUCUGACAUUCAGCGAUGCUCCCAAGAAGGAGAUCUUAAAGGAUAUGAUUGAGAUGUGUCGUGGCGUACAAAACCCAAUAAGAGGCUUGUUUUUGCGCUAUUAUUUAUCUCAGAGAACCAAGGAACUGCUUCCGGAGGAUGACCUCUCGUUUGACUCUCAAUUUAUUAUGAACAAUUUCAUCGAGAUGAACAAACUGUGGGUGAGAUUGCAACACCAAGGACCAUUACGCGAGAGAGAAACCAGAACACGUGAGAGAAAAGAGCUGCAAAUUUUAGUCGGGUCCCAACUAGUUCGUCUUUCGCAGAUUAUCGACGACAAUUUUCAAAUGUACAAGCAGGAUAUCUUGCCCACAAUCUUGGAGCAGGUCAUACAAUGUAGAGAUUUGGUGUCCCAAGAAUAUCUCUUGGACAUCAUCUGCCAGGUAUUCACGGAUGAGUUUCAUCUGAAAACCUUGGAUACUUUACUACAGACCACUUUGCACCUGAACCCUGAUGUUUCAAUAAACAAGAUUGUGCUUACUUUAGUCGAUCGAUUGAACGAUUUUGUUACAAGGCAGUUGGAGGAUGACCCAAACGCCGUUUCUUCGAACGCUUAUUUAGAUAUGGACGUGUUUGGUACGUUCUGGGACUACUUGACCGUAUUGAAUCAUGAAAGGCCAGACCUAUCACUACAACAAUAUAUCCCUCUAAUUGAGAGUGUAAUUGUUCUGAGCUUGAGAUGGUACCCUAAUAAUUUUGAAAAUUUGAACAAACUAUUCGAACUGGUUUUACAAAAAACUAAGGAUUACGGUCAAAAAAAUAUAUCUUUGGAAUCAGAGCAUUUAUUUUUAGUUUUAUUAUCCUUUCAAAAUAGUAAGCUCCAGUUAACUUCCACCUCUACAGCAUCACCAAAUUCAUUUGCUACUUCUAAGAAACAUUUCAUUUUUCAGUUGAUAUCUCAGUGCCAGGCAUACAAAAACAUCCUAGCCUUGCAAAGCAUUGGUCUGCAAAAAAAAGUUGUUAAUGAGAUUAUAGACAUUCUGAUGGAUACAGAAGCUGAAGAAUCCAACGAUAAUGAAUAUGAGUCGAAGUUGCAUCCUUCAGGGAACUCAGCACAUUUAGUCAUUGAAGAUAAACUACAGGUGCAACGCCUACUAUCAAUUUGUGAACCUUUAAUAAUCUCAAGAAGCGGGCCACCCACGAAUGUUGCUUCCUCAAAUACAAACAUCGACGAAGUGUUUUUCAAUAGGCAUGAUGAAGAAGAAUCAUGGAUACUGGAUCCAAUACAAGAAAAGUUGGCUCACUUGAUCCAUUGGAUAAUGAACACCACUUCCCGGAAACAAACAAAGAAGAACAAAUCCCAAUUUAACUUAGAAACGCAGUUGGAAAUAUUACUACUUAUCAAAUCUUCGUUUAUCAAAGGCGGCAUCAAUGUCAAAUACACUUUUCCAGCCAUAAUUACAAAUUUUUGGAAACUGAUCAGAAAAUGCCACAUGAUACACCAAUAUAUUUUGAAGGAAAGGGCUGACAAUAGGACAUUGCUAUCUCAUUAUUCCAAUCUUUUGAAGCAAAUGUUCAAGUUCGUUUCACGUUGUAUCAACGAUAUUUUUAAUUCCUGUAACAAUUCAUGCACGGAUCUGGUUCUGAAGUUAAAUUUACAGUGCGCUACUUUAGCUGAUCAACUACAAUUAAACGAAAUAUCAUAUGAUUUCUUCUCGCAAGCCUUUACUAUAUUUGAGGAGUCUUUGAGUGACUCAAAAACCCAGUUACAAGCUUUGAUCUAUAUGGCUCAAUCUUUACAAAAAACAAGAUCUCUCUACAAGGAAACUUACUAUGAUUCAUUGAUCGUCAGAUGUACGCUGCAUGGAUCUAAACUAUUAAAAAAACAGGACCAAUGUCGUGCUGUUUAUUUAUGUUCUCAUCUCUGGUGGGCAACGGAAAUAUCAAACAUUGGCGAAGAAGAGGGUAUUACGGACAGCUUCUUUAGGGAUGGUAAAAGAGUGUUAGAAUGUCUACAAAGAUCUCUUCGUGUUGCAGAUUCCAUUAUGGACAACGAACAGAGCUGUGAGCUAAUGGUCGAGAUAUUAAAUAGAUGCCUUUACUAUUUCAUUCAUGGCGAUGAGGCUGAAACUCACAUAUCUAUAAAAUACAUUAAUGGUUUGAUUGAACUAAUCAAAACGAAUUUAAAAUCGCUAAAACUAGAGGAUAAUAGUACCUCUACGGUAACAAAUUCGAUGAACGAUUUGCACAUCACUGGCGAUACUAAUGUGAAGGCAAACGCCACCGCUAAUGACGGUCCUGGAAACACAGAAAAAGAUGCUAAUGUCGCCAUAGGGUCAGAUGGCGUAUAUAUUCAACUAAACACAUUGAAUGGGUCUUCUACACUAAUACACGGAAUCAUAGCAACUGCUUCAGGUAGCAAAUUACUACACCAACUUAAGUAUACUCCAAUCUAUCAUUUCCAACGUACCUGUGACUAUAUCGAGAGUCAAAGAGAAGUUGAUGAUCGGUUUAAAGUCAUCUAUGUAUAG
This is a messenger RNA of Saccharomyces kudriavzevii IFO 1802, 2835 nucleotides long. RefSeq names its product retromer subunit VPS35 (gene VPS35). The coding region runs from base 1 to 2835 and encodes 944 amino acids. The record is from RefSeq and is a predicted model, not a curated record. The transcript has a single exon. Lineage: Eukaryota; Fungi; Ascomycota; Saccharomycetes; Saccharomycetales; Saccharomycetaceae. Gene Ontology annotation, biological process: retrograde transport, endosome to Golgi; intracellular protein transport. Gene Ontology annotation, cellular component: late endosome; retromer, cargo-selective complex; retromer complex.